Molecule: messenger RNA, 493 nt
Organism: Apis dorsata (giant honeybee)
Lineage: Eukaryota; Metazoa; Arthropoda; Insecta; Hymenoptera; Apidae
Exons: 4
Coding region: 101-412 (103 amino acids)
Source: RefSeq, a predicted model, not a curated record
GGGACCAUUUUUUUCCUUCAUCGUCCUACGGCUUUUCGCGCACAAUCGAUAGUCAAAGCGUGUAUAUCUCACGCGCCACGACGUAUACACGUGUACGUGAAUGCAUCGUUGGUACACGUGCCUAUCAUCAUUGAUAGAUUUCAGUAAGCGCACGAAUCGAUUCGACCAGGAUGUCUCGAGGAAACAUCGACCAUGUACCUGCGAAUACAUCGAUGUAAUAUGUGAUCUGGAUAACCGCUCGUUUCUUUGGGUUAUCUCGAUUCUUGGUUCACAUUUCGUUCCUGUGAGCUCUUUUCGUGACAGAACGUUAACAAAUUGGCGAACGAAGGACAGGAAAAAAAGGGGGAAAAAAAAGUAUCACGUGCAAACGAUAAGCAAACAGCUGCCGGUCUACGCGUCUCCGCUUCGAUGACCGAAGUUAUGCGAAACCGAAGUCUAUAGACAGAAGAGUACAUAUGGGAAUGGUCAGGUCAAUAUGUGACUUAAAAAAGAA